Molecule: messenger RNA, 465 nt
Organism: Leopardus geoffroyi (Geoffroy's cat)
Lineage: Eukaryota; Metazoa; Chordata; Mammalia; Carnivora; Felidae
Product: anaphase-promoting complex subunit 2-like
Exons: 1
Coding region: 1-465 (154 amino acids)
Cellular component (GO): anaphase-promoting complex
Source: RefSeq, a predicted model, not a curated record
AUGGACGUGGAGCUGGCCGAUCGUACCUUGUCUGUGGCAGUGACUCCCGUGCAGGCGGUGGUCUUGCUCUCCUUCCAGGACCAAGCCAGCUGGACCCUGGAGGAGCUGAGCAAGGUGGUGAAGAUGCCCGUGGCCCUGCUGCGGCGGCGCAUGUCCAUGUGGCUAGAGCAGGGAGUGCUGCGGGAGGAGCCUGCCGGGACCUUCUCUGUGGUGGAGGAGGAGCGGCCCCAGGACCGGGACAGCAUGGUGCUCCUUGACAGCGACGACGAGAGCGACUCCGGCAUGGCCUCCCAGGCCAGCCAGAAGGAGGAGGAGCUGCUGCUUUUCUGGACGUACAUCCAGGCCAUGCUGACCAACCUGGAGAGCCUGUCGCUGGAGCAUAUCUACAGCAUGCUGUGCACGUUCGUGGUCACCGGCCACCGGUCACUGUUCCCACAUUUGACUCAUCUCCCUAAUCUCUUUUGA